Molecule: messenger RNA, 744 nt
Organism: Phycomyces blakesleeanus NRRL 1555(-)
Lineage: Eukaryota; Fungi; Mucoromycota; Mucoromycetes; Mucorales; Phycomycetaceae
Exons: 1
Coding region: 1-744 (247 amino acids)
Source: RefSeq, a predicted model, not a curated record
AUGUAUUACUCCUUGCCUACUACCGUUUCUGUCGUAUAUUCAGACCCUCUUGUCACACCAUCUACACCAGAACUAGAACCAAAAAGUGCUUUAGAAAUUAGACAGAGUUCAGGAACCAACCCAAAAGAGCUAUAUGUUCCUUCAGCCAAUGUAGCUUGUUUAUCUAAUCAAGUCACAGAAACACCUGCUGACCUUACCGAACCUUCAAAUACUGUGUCCGAAAGCUUGAUUGAUAUUCUUAAUGAACUUGACUCACUAUCUGCCAAGUUUACUCAAGCAUCUAAAGAGUCUUCAGAAGCCGCUAAGCUUCCAGAUAAUGAACCAGAAUCAGCAUUAUUGUCUUCUAACUUUGCCAAAACCGAUCCUCAGACUCCUUCCGAAUCCAUUGAAUGUUGUACCAGCACAAUUCCCAAGAAAUCGGUCGAUUGUUCAAAUGAACUCGAGACAUUGUCGCUUAUCCUUCAGACCGAUACUGAAUCACUUUCGAAGUCUACCGAAGGUCUAAUUACAGAGCCUGUAUUGAACACCCUCCAAACAAACACCAGCUCUAGACAUUUUUCUGAAUCCCAGACUGCUGAGGUUGAGUGUGUCUUAUCGGCUGAGCUUUCAACCGAGCCUUUGGAACCAGAAGAUAGUAACGAGAUGACAGCUAACAAAGACAUCGUUCCAGUCACUGCUUGUAAGACUUCGGGGGGUCGUGACAAGAAGAAGAAAAACAAGAAGAAGAAGAAAGGUGGUUGGUAA